Messenger RNA from Salvia miltiorrhiza (redroot sage), 1345 nucleotides. RefSeq lists its product as uncharacterized. The coding region runs from base 211 to 1209 and encodes 332 amino acids. The record is from RefSeq and is a predicted model, not a curated record. NCBI's taxonomy places the organism in Eukaryota, Viridiplantae, Streptophyta, Magnoliopsida, Lamiales, Lamiaceae. Gene Ontology annotation, molecular function: DNA-binding transcription factor activity. The transcript is spliced from 6 exons.
UACUAACCGCCUCAACAUUCCCGCCACUUCCCUUAUAAUUCCCCAACUUUCAAUUCCAUUUCUCCUUUUUUCCGACCCCAUCAAUUCCAUUCCGAUCAACAGAAAAAAACUACUCCACUGUAACACAAACGCCAACAAAGCCCGCCGCCGCGGCGCUUGGUUAACGCCAAGCGUCGCCACCACCGCGGCCGCCGCCGGCCGCCCACACAAAUGGCGGACCAAAUUUCCGUUGCUCCACAACACAAUCACCAACACGCCACCGGCGCGAUUUCCAGCGUAGAACAGUUACUGUUUCUCGACGACGAUGACGGCGGCCGCGGCAACCCUUUGCUCGACGACGUCGUAAAUGGAAUGAUCGAGGAGAUGAGCGGCGACGCAAAUUACGGCACUAAUUCUCCUCAAUUUUGCUCUGUUCAUGAAAACGCCGUCAGCAACCAAACUGCGCAGUUUGCCGAUAUUCCGCCGCCGCCGGCGUUUGGAAACCCGAUGCGCGUUCCAGUCUGGCCGGUUCCGCCGUCUCCGUACAGUUGCAGUUGUUGCCAAACUCUCAGAGAAAUUUUCCAUGUCAAUGGGAGUCGAGUGUUGAAGCUUGGAAUCCAUGGAAGAUUAUGGCACAUUAGCCAUGCCGUGCUUGAGAGAUUUGACAGCAAAUCCUCACCUGAAAAUCAUGAAUAUUAUAUGUUUGAUUUCUGCAACGAAAGCAUAGGCAAUGUGAAGCAAUUCUUGAUUCAAUACUGCAACGAUCGAAAACUAGAAGGCUUCAUCAUGCUGCAAGAUCCUCUAUCCAACUUCUACGACGCGUUGUGCACCGGUUGCUUCCACCAUCACCAAAGUUUACAAGGAGAUGGCCACGAAGGCGAGGUUAGCCGGCUAGAGGAAGAGGCCAAUGGAGUGAGACUACCUAAGAGCUACAUUGCAUCACAGAGGGAGAGAGCAGGGAAGAUGAGAUUGAGGGAUUUGGCUAAGUAUUUCCAUCUCCCCAUCAACGCCGCGGCUAAGGAGAUGAAGCUAUGCCCUUCUGCAAUCAAGAGCGUAUGCCGCAAGGAGGGCUUGAAAAGGUGGCCUCAUAGAAAGAUAAAGAGCAUCAAGAACGAGAUAGCAAAAAUGUCGAAGAACAUCAACUCAGCCGAUGGUAGUGAGAAAUCGCGCCUCGCGAUAGAGAUGCAGCGCCUUGAAAGGGAACUUGGCGCCUUCUAUCAAGAGAAAUAGUGGGGUGAUUUUGUGUUGGAGACUUGGUAUAGAUCAAUAGAUGAAAUUUGUAUAAAGAUUUUAGUAUUUAUAAAAACAUCAGGUAUAUAUGUUAAAAUAACUGUCAAGGUGCAUUAUAAUAUAACGAAGAAGCGUA